Mauremys reevesii (Reeves's turtle) is the source of this 1221-nucleotide messenger RNA. RefSeq names its product maestro heat-like repeat-containing protein family member 7. Bases 1 to 1221 code for a protein of 406 amino acids. Gene Ontology annotation, cellular component: cytoplasm. NCBI's taxonomy places the organism in Eukaryota, Metazoa, Chordata, Testudines, Geoemydidae. The record is from RefSeq and is a predicted model, not a curated record. The transcript is spliced from 12 exons.
AUGGCUCUGGCUGGCUAUUCACCAGUCUAUUGUAACGCCUGCUUGAGGAGGCUAGACUGGGAGCACAAAGAGGCCCUGGACUACAUCAACGCCUUUCUAACGAGCAAUGAACAGGACGAGGCCAAGAACCUCAAGUUCUUGGAUUCCAUCAGCAGCCUCAGAAGCCUGCCUGCUUUUAUGGACCAAGUCCUGCUAGUAGAGAAGAUAACGGAGCUGAUUGAUCACGAGUCCGUCGACUCCCUGACCGGCGUGAUGCGUCAGCAAGCAAUGCUCGCCAUCAUGAAGCUGAGCAAAGUGAAGCUAUCGGUGUGGCUCCUGACACGACCCAGGCUGCUCACCACCUGCUUCUCCAGCAUCUUCUCCCUGCCUCCAGCACACACCAUGGAGGAGGUGGAGGCUGCUCUCUACACCAAAGCGCUGAAAACCAUGGAUGAGAUGCUGAAGGCCUUGGUGUGUGAGGAUAAGGAGCCCAACCUUGUGGUGCUGCAAAACAUCGUGAAGGAAGUGGAGGAGUUCAGCGUCCUGGGCCAGCUGGUGGGGUGUCUCACUCUGUGCCGUGCGGAGCAGGAGCAGGAGAUCUGCCAAUCGGCUGUGGAGGGACUUCGCCACCUCUACUCCUUCAUGCUGCAUCUAAAAUCUGAAAUUCUGAGGAAGCUCGGUGCAGAGUAUCGGCAGAUCCUCAAGAACAGUCAAGUUGAGACAGCCUUCUGGGUCACCAACACCAGAAAUAUCACAUUGAUUUUUGGGAAGUACUUGGAGCCGUCUGAAGGCAUGGACUUUCUCCUCACUGCUAUCGGCGGCAUGAGAGACUCCAGCGUCCAUGGCGCGGUGGCGACCAGGAACAUGCUGCAUACGAUCCUGGAGGUUCCCGGCCUCCGCUGGUGGAGGAUGUCAGAGGCUGUGAGGAGCAUUUAUAACCACCUGGACUCCAUCAGCGAGCCACUUGCCCGGCAGGAGCUGCGCAGGGCCCUUCUCCUGCUGGGCUACCGGUUCAGCGAGGAGGUGGUCGGAACCCUGCUGGGCUGCUCACGGUCAUGUGACAGUGUUGCUGCGGAGAUGUGGAAGAUGCUGACAUCCCAGCCCAACACCUCAAGAAAGAUCCUUGGGGAGCUGGUCAGCAGGCUGCAGGAGCCGGCUCGGCGACGGUAUCAGCUCUCUGAGAGACCGGCUGGCUUCCCCCCCUUGGCCAACUUGGCUCAGACAUCCUGUGUCUCCCACUGA